UACGAGCUGUCCAGGAAAAAAGUUGCUCACUAGCAGAGCUGAAAUUCUCACCGUCACGGAAUAAGCAAGCACUGCUAGUAUUGCAGGCACGGCAGAAUCUGCUACUUUCUUUCUCCCCUUCCUCCGCUCACCAUCAUUAACCACUGCGAUUUAGGGUUUCCGUUGCACCAACAACCAGCAAUGCCAUCCGCAACUUUCCUUCGCCGCAUUCACUAAAACCACGCCCUCUCUCUCCCUCUCCUUCUCUUUCUUCAAAGUUUAUUUUAUUUCGGAUCAAAACGAUGUCGUCUGGCAGGAGCCGUGGCCAACAACAACACCUUCCAAUGAAAGGCGCUUCACAUCAUCCGCCGCCGCACACAGCCUUGUCACCGCCAAUCCAUGACCCACUCUUUGGGGCCCGGGGCUUAGGCCCGGUACCCCCGCCCCACCCGGCUCUCCUCGAAGAGUUGCGGGAAUCGCAGAUGGGCCUGGGCGUCCGGCCCAUUCCACUCCACCCGGCUGCAAUAAUCGAGGAGCGUCUGGCUGCACAGCACCAGGAUAUUCAGGGUCUGCUGGGUGACAACCAGCGGCUGGCCGCCACUCACGUUGCCCUCAAGCAGGAGCUGGAGGCCGCGCAGCACGAGCUGCAACGGAUGGCGCACUACAGGGAAUCUCUGCGGGCCGACACUGAUGCGAGGAUGAGGGAAUUGUACGACAAGUCGGUUCAUCUGGAGGCCGAGCUUCGCGGCGCGGAGGCCAUGAGGGUGGAGCUUCUUCAGGUUCAUACUGAUAUUAAGGAGCUUACCGCUGUGAGGCAGGAACUCACUGGGCAGGUUCAGGCCAUGACACAGGACCUGGCCAGGAUGAAUGCGGACUUGAAGCGAAUGCCAGCUCUGAAGGCCGAUGUGGAGGCUAUGAAACAGGAAUUGCAAUGUGCAAGGGCUGCUAUUGAAUAUGAGAAGAAAGGGUUUGCAGAAAACUAUGAACAUGGUCAAGUGAUGGAGAAGAAAUUAAUCUCGAUGGCUCGUGAGAUGGAGAAGCUUCGUGCUGAGAUUGCAAAUGCAGAGAAAAGGCAACGUGCAGCUACUAAUCCAGGUCCAGGCUAUAAUGCAAAUUAUGGCAAUGCUGAGGCUGGAUAUGCUGGAAAUCCCUACCCUGCCAUUUAUGGCAUGAAUCCUGUACAACCUGGUAUGGAGAAUUUUCCUCAGUAUGGGUCUGGACCUGCUGCUUGGGUUGCAUAUGAGAUGCAGCGUGCACAAGGACACAGAUAGAUUCUUCUAUCCCAUUGAGCAAUCUUAUAUCUGGUAUCUCGGGCUACAACUUUCUAGAUGAUUUUGUUCAGGGUCUUAGUAAACACUAAACUGUCUGUUAAAUACUUAAAUGUAUACUAAAGUCGUAGUUCUGUUAAAAUGCUCAUAUUAGGUUGAUGAUGAAUGAUGGUUGUGUCAAUUAAUGGAUACUUUGCUAUUAUAGUUUCUUCUUGAAA
This is a messenger RNA of Arachis stenosperma, 1465 nucleotides long. RefSeq names its product protein FLX-like 1. NCBI's taxonomy places the organism in Eukaryota, Viridiplantae, Streptophyta, Magnoliopsida, Fabales, Fabaceae. The transcript has 5 exons. Bases 282 to 1250 code for a protein of 322 amino acids. The record is from RefSeq and is a predicted model, not a curated record.